AUGUCCUUCUUCCUGGUCGUCCUCAUGUAUUGUCAACGCGUUGUGAUCAAUAUAGCCAUAGUGGAGAUGGUGGAACAGACGAAGAAAACAGCAGCAACCAGCAACAACACCGACGAUACGUGUCCGAUGGAUCCUAGCCAGGAUUCCGUCAUAAAAGACAUUGAAGGCGGAAAAAUAGAUUGGUCCGAGCAAGAGCAGAGUUACGUCCUGUUAUCCUUCUACUUUGGUUACACGAUCGCGCAACUCUUCUCCGGAUUCGUGUGCGACAAGUACGGCGCCAAGUAUCCUCUGCUCAUCGGAGCAGGUUUAUCCUCUGCGGCCACCUGCGUCCUUCCCAUAAUCGUGAUGAGCAAGAUGGCUUCUUGGGUGCCGUGCUUGAUGCGCGCUGUCGCAGGACUCGCCCAAGCUGUGCUGUAUCCAGGUAUAACGGCUCUGCUCGCUCGCUGGGUGCCCUUGUACGAGAGAGGAACUCUUUGCGCUGUCGCCUAUUCGGGAAAUUCCAUUGGUAUAAUCGUCGGCACUUUAGGUACUGGUUUGAUGAUACACUAUUUGAACAACUGGACGUACGUCUUCUACAUUUGGUCUUCGUUCGGGUUGCUUUGGAUGGUUCCGUUCUGGGUGUGGAUAUACUCGGAUCCGUCCAAGCACAAGAACAUAACUCCCGAAGAGCUGCAGCUGCUCACCUCGACGAUCACGCCGCUGCAGACGCGCAACGCUCCGUUCAAGAGCAUCUUCCAGGAUAUGGCUGUGUGGGCCAUCGUCGUCGGGCAGGUCGGUCACGAUUACAUCUACUUCACCUUGGUCACAAAUCUACCGAAGUACAUGAACAACGUGCUCCACUACGACAUCAAGAACAACUCGUGGGCCUCGUCGCUUCCCUUCCUCACCAUGUACAUAAGCAGCGUGAUUUGCGGCAAAAUUUCAGAUCACAUCACGAUGACCACGAAUUUGAACAUAGGCGUCCUCCGGAAAGUCGCCACCACUAUUUCUGCGAUCUUUCCCGGCCUCUUCGUGCUGCUCGCCGGUUACGCCAACUGCAACAGGAUGCUCUCGCUGAUGAUGUUCUCGGUGGGGCUCUUCUUCAAGGGUCCAUACUACAGCAGCCUGAAGGUGAACUGCAUGGAUCUAACGGCCGUCUACGCCGGCAAUCUCAUGUCCAUCGCCAACGGGAUCGGCUCUCUGGCCGGGAUGGCCACUCCCUGGAUCAUCGGUUCAUUAGCUCCCGAUAAUACACUGUCGCAAUGGCACAAGGUGUUUUGGGUCGUGUUCGCCGUUCAAGUGAUCACCAGCAUAUUCUACAUAAUCUUCGCCAAAGGUAAGAGAGCCAAAUGGGAUCUGACCUACCAAGAAUCGGUCAUCGACCUGAGCACUCCGACGCCGGUCAAGAAAUGGUACAUGGAAAAGAACACGCACGUGUAUCGCGUGCUCAAGGAGGAGCGCCUGCGGAUCAAGCAGGAGGAAAAGGACAAGAAAAUCAAACAGAAAGAGGAGAGGCUCAAGGCGAAGAAGGAAAAGCAGGAUAAGAAGGAUGCGAAAUAG
Molecule: messenger RNA, 1539 nt
Organism: Nicrophorus vespilloides
Lineage: Eukaryota; Metazoa; Arthropoda; Insecta; Coleoptera; Silphidae
Product: sialin-like
Exons: 5
Coding region: 1-1539 (512 amino acids)
Biological process (GO): transmembrane transport; monoatomic anion transport
Molecular function (GO): transmembrane transporter activity
Source: RefSeq, a predicted model, not a curated record